UCCGCGGGGGAAGAUAGAUACAGUGGAAAGCAGCAUUCUCUUGUCGGCACGCGGAAGGUUUUUCUGGAGCCUUCCCUUUGUAUAAAGGAAAUUAAUUAAGGAUUAUUUCGUUUCGCGACAACAGACCGGCAAAAUGAGCACAAUGACCGCCACCCAACACACGUCCGUAAAGGACUUCUACAGGGACAGAUCCAUCUUUAUCACGGGCGCCACUGGUUUCAUGGGCAAGGUGCUCGUCGAGAAAUUGCUUAGAUCUUGUCCGGGCAUUAAAAACAUUUAUGUGUUGAUGAGACCCAAGAAGGGUCAAGAAGUUCAGCAGAGGCUGCGGGAACUGCUGAAUGCACCGCUGUUCGACAAAUUGCGACGGUACCGUCCCCACGAGCUUUCAAAAGUGAUUCCUGUGGCCGGGGACAUAACAGAACACGAAUUAGGAAUCUCGGAAGCCGAUCAGAAUAUGCUGAUACGAUACGUAUCUAUCGUCUUCCACUCCGCUGCCACAGUAAAAUUCGACGAGGCACUCAAGCUGUCCGUCACUAUCAACAUGGUCGGCACAAAACAGCUCUUAAACCUGUGUCAUCGGAUGGAUAAUUUAGAAGCUUUGGUCCACGUGUCAACAGCGUACUGCAAUUGCGACCGCACAGACGUCGCCGAGGAGAUUUAUCCGCUCUCAGCCGAACCCGAGCAUGUAAUUGCCUUGACGAAGGUCAUGGAUGCCAGAAUGGUGGACGACAUUACGCCGACUUUGAUCGGCAGGCGGCCGAACACAUACACGUUCACCAAAGCCCUGACCGAGAGGAUGUUACAGUCGGAGACCGGUUAUUUGCCGGUUACGAUCGUCAGACCUUCGAUCGUGUUGUCCUCGCUGAAGGAACCGGUAGCUGGUUGGGUGGACAACUGGAACGGUCCAACCGGAAUUAUUGCCGCUGCUGGCAAAGGUUUCUUUAGGACUAUGCUGUGUUACGAGGACAAGAUAGCAGACUUGGUGCCAGUCGACAUAGUGAUCAAUCUAAUGAUUUGCGCGGCAUGGAGGACUGCGACGAAUCGCACGAAAACGAUCCCGGUUUACAAUUGUUGUACAGGCCGACAGAACCCGAUCACUUGGAAAAAGUUCGUUGAUUUGAUAUUCAAGUAUACGCGGAUGCAUCCACCGAACGACGUAAUCUGGUAUCCGGGUGGCCAAUGCCGCACUUCCACUGUAAUGAACAGUUUAUGCAGGCUCUUCCAGCACAUGCUGCCAGCACACAUUUUAGAUUUUGUUCUGCGGCUAAAGGGCAAGCCCAGUAUCAUGGUCGGCAUACAAACGAAACUCCAUAAAGCGACGCAAUGCCUGGAGUAUUUUAGCACGAAUGAAUGGAACUUCUCCGAUGACAAUGUUCGACUGUUAGGCGAACAGCUCAGCCCGGAAGAUCGGCAGACCUUCAUGUUCGACGUACGGGAAAUUGACUGGCCGUCGUAUUUGGAACAUUAUAUACUUGGAAUACGGCAUUUUAUUCUGAAGGAGAACCCGGACACGCUACCAGCUGCUCGUUCACACGUUAGAAAGUUAUAUUGGAUUCAGAAAGUCGUUCAAAUGGGGAUUCUGGUGGCAGUGCUGCGUUUCUUGUUGUUGCGCAGUUCCAUAGCUCGGACUGCAUUUUUCUCACUACUGUCUAUCGUGUUACGCGUGUGCCGCAUGAUUGUUUGACGGCUCAGAACCAUUGUUGUGGAUCGCGAAAAGCGUCAUGAGAAACACAAGCUAACCGUAAAGCAUAAUUUAAAGGUGCGGAUUAUCCUUCGACUUCAUUGCUCGACGUUCCCGGCGAUAAAUCGCUAUGUUCACACAUCCCAUGGGUUGGCCUUUUCGAUGUUUCUAUUUGUUCGUAAAUAAAUUAGCGUUUGGUAGAGGUGUAUAAUUGCGCAAAGUGUGUGUGUCGAUUGUUCAAAGAAAAAAAAAGAAGUAAAAACACGUUUUAAAAGGAAAAACGGGAGAAAAGGGAGACAAAGGGGAAAUAAAAACGGUAGUUACUUAGUUUAGGGUGUUGCCUACCGAUUUCGCUGAUUUUUGGAUAUGUUGACGGAAUUCUAACCAACUUUUUCCUAUAUAUGUAUAAAUCCUUUUGGCUAAACAUUCACAAGUAACACAACUCUCUCCGCUGUAGUAAUCUGCGCUGCCGAUUAGGGGGCCCAAGCAUGAUAUAAUGUACAAUAAAACAACAUAUUGUUUGAAUCGGUAAACGUGCACAUUCAAAUCACGUUCCUUUUAAUGUAGUAAUUUUAAAUCUGCAUCAUGUUUUUACGCGUUUUUUGUAUACAUUUGUUAUAUACAAUAUCUUAUUACAUAUAAUUAUUCCACUUCUUACAGUUUCUUAUAAAUUACUUUACGCUUUAUUAAAAAUUCGGUUAAAUUAUCAUAAUUCUCACAAAUGUCUAAAAAUUCGUGUAAUUUCAUUUUAUACGCGUUCUAAAUUUUGUGUUAAAUACUUAAAUAUAUACACUAAUUUGAAUUAUGCUGACGCUUUAGCGACACAUAAAUUUCACAGCAAGUAAUUCCGACCACCAUUUUGGAAGGACUGAUCAUCUUUGACUUACAAUCAAGAAAAAUGAGGAAACCUUUUACGAAACGUAAGAGGUUCUCCACCAUGUUUAAGUACCCAGCAUUUCUUCUUUUAUGGUGACAAAAGCUACAUAGCUUUUCCCAUUCAACUCCCAUAAACUUUUCUUCGACGACUGAACUAUUUGAAAUAGAAACUACAGUGGUAAUACCAAUCUUCAUAAUAUUAACAUAUCUUGUAAAAAUUGUUGCUCUGAACAACUUUCUCCUUUAAUAAAAAUAAUAGCAAUUGGUAUUGGUAUUGGUUCGGGUAGUUUCCUUAGGGGGGGACUCUUUUACUUUAUAAUUGUUAACAAUCCUUCCAGUCUAAAUCCGGCAAUUUUUAGGCAAUUGUAAAGUAAAAGAUUCUAUUUUUACAAUGUACGUCGAUUUUGCGAAAAUUGGUCUUACCGCCACGGUUUUUGUUUCAAUUGGUUCACCGGUUUUAUCCUAUGGACUCUGGUCCACUGCGAUAUGUUUAUAGAAGCGGUAGAAAAGCAGUCGCCUUAGGCCGACGACAUGCUGGCUCGGACGUGCACAUAUAAACAUAUAGGAUAAAGUUACUUAGAAUUACGUUUCCGACAAUGUAUCAAAAAUCAGCGAAAUCGAUGGGAAACACCCUAAACUAAAUAAUUACCAUAAAAACUAAUGCAGAAUCGAGAAACAAUGUGUGUACUCGAAAAGCUUUCAAAAAUCAUUAUUAUUGUAAAAUCCUUUGUUAUUUCGAAAUGAUCCUCGACGGUAGAGAGAGAAGGAAAGAAAGAAAGAAAAAGAGAAAGUGAGGGUGAAAGAAAAAGAGAAAGAGAGAGAGAGAGAGAAAGUGAAAAAGAAAGAAAGAGAGAGAGAUAGAGAAAGAAAGAGUGAGAGAGAAAGUGAGAGAGAAAGAAAAGGAGAAAGGAAAAGGAAGAAUAUUAGAAAGGAGAUCUUUCUUUCUUUCGUGAUCAACUUGCGUAGUCUUCUUGUUCAAGGAAGCAUCACAGAGAAGAGGAAAAAAACGGAAAGUGAAGCUCAUUUUUAAUGACCGUUUCUCUUAUGUAACGCAUUUCGUUCUCGAACAUCGAUAUUUCGCAUAUCGUUGGUUUGUAAUGUCACGAAGUCAUGGGUAUUUGUUUGGUCAAGUCGAUCACCGAGGGAGCAAUCCAGUACACCUGGAGUUUUUCUUGUUGUUCGUCUCGGUGUUAGCUUGCGGUACUAUCACGUGCAUCGUCGCAAAACGAGUACGACGCGUGAGAACUCCGAGAGCCGGCAGUUCCGUAGGAAUAGAUUCGAUAUACCAUGAAAACUUGUGAUUUGCAAUGUCGGCAUUUCGUUGAGCUUUUUUCCCUUUUUUUAUAAUGAUGUUUUCAAAUCGAUUUCCUUGACUUUCUUUUUUUUUU
Messenger RNA from Nomia melanderi (Alkali bee), 3945 nucleotides. It is a transcript of the gene FAR1, whose product is annotated as fatty acyl-CoA reductase 1. Gene Ontology annotation, cellular component: peroxisome. Gene Ontology annotation, biological process: long-chain fatty-acyl-CoA metabolic process. Lineage: Eukaryota; Metazoa; Arthropoda; Insecta; Hymenoptera; Halictidae. Gene Ontology annotation, molecular function: alcohol-forming very long-chain fatty acyl-CoA reductase (NADP+) activity. The record is from RefSeq and is a predicted model, not a curated record.